GGGUAGUAACAAAGAUAUGAACGUAAAAAUUUUUCUGCUACAACCAUCCGAAUACGUCUUUUUAUACUUUCUCACCAAUAUCCUUUUGUAUCUAGGUCUGUUCAGGUAAAUCAUAGUUUGUCCUUCACUUCCUUUCGAUUUUUCAAAUGUGCAUAAUGAUGUCAUUUCUAGGUCCUUGUCAUAACUUAUACCUGGAUCCUUCUAAUAAUCCAACACGCUAUCUAAUAUCCAAUAUUGUUCUCUAAAUCCUUAGAUAAUGCCAUGGGACUUAGACAUCAUCUAUGCAUUACGUCACCUAACGUAUUCACUGGUAUUUACGUCAACGUUUCCUGCGGAACCAACAAAAUUUAGUAAUAGAUGAAGAUGAACGUAGCGGCACUAUCGAUAAGGAAUUUCGAUAUACUGGGAGAAUUAUCAAAACAUCAUCUACUAUUACUUGACUCCACUAUCGAUGAUCACAAAAAUUUUGCAGAUGAUCCUAUUCCUAUGUUUGCUGAGCCAAUACCGAACGUGACUGUUAGUAUUGGUCGAGAUGCGUUAUUGGCGUGCAUAGUGGAUAAUCUGAAGCGUUAUCAGGUGGCGUGGGUUCGAGUUGAUACACAGACGAUACUCUCAAUUCAUGAUAACGUUAUCACUCAAAAUCCGCGAAUAUCAUUAUCAUACAAUGAUCAUCGGUCGUGGUAUCUUCAUAUAAAAAAUGUACAGGAAAUUGAUCGUGGAUGGUAUAUGUGUCAAAUUAAUACUGACCCGAUGAGAAGUCUUCAAGGUUAUCUUCAAGUUGUAGUACCACCUAAAAUCGUUGCAAAAGAAACGAGUACUGAUAUGGUUGUGAGAGAAGCUUCAAAUGUGACGCUAGUGUGCAAAGCAGUUGGAUAUCCAGAACCCUACGUGAUGUGGCGCCGAGAAGACGGCAGAAAUAUAAAUUAUAAUGGCGAAAGUGUGAGUGUCGUAAACGGUGAGAUCCUCCAUAUUGUAAAAAUCAGUCGAUUACAUAUGGGCGCUUAUUUAUGUGUGGCAAGUAAUGAAGUGCCACCUUCAGUGAGUGCACGCGUGGAUGUUCGAGUGCAAUUUCCGCCAAUGUUGUCAAUACCCAAUCAACUGGAAGGAGCUUAUAUUGGCCAGGAUGUCAUUUUAGAAUGUCAUACAGAAGCUUAUCCUACUUCGAUAAAUUAUUGGACGACAGAGACCGGUGACAUGAUCGUUUCAGGCUAUUACCAUUCGAUUGCAGGUGAAAAAUAUGAAGCGCUUUACACCGACAGCGGUUACAAUAAGUAUAUGAUGCUAAAAAUCCGUAACGUUGGACCCAAUGAUUUCGGAUCGUAUAAAUGCGUGGCGCAAAAUUCACUUGGAGGAACGGACGGAGUUAUAAAAUUAGAUGAAAUUCCUGCGCCUUCAACUACAACAACACAAGCAACGUACUACGUCACAUCUUUAAUUAAAAAAAAUGCAAAAAAUGGAAAUAAAAAAUACAGACAACGACCCAACGAUUAUGAAGUAGAGGAAUGGCGGGAUACCGAUUAUGAACGAGACUACGACUCGACGAAAAAGUCAAAACUCGAUACUGAAGGCAGCGGAUCUAUAAGGUUUUCGGGCCCAUUAAUCACGUGGCUUCUAUCAUCUUCACUACUAGUCACUGCAGGAAGAUGAUAGUUUACUAAUGAAUGGGGCUUCCAGUCGAUGUUUUCUCCAUAACAAACACCAAUUGUUUGAAUCUGGCCGACGGCCAUUUAAUACAAAACAUUUGUGAACUAAAAUUAUUUUCAUACUGAAAGCAACCAACCGAAGGUGAAUUCACAUAACAAGCAUGUUUGUAUGUAAUUUAAUGUAUUAAAACAAUAAAUAAUAGAUAGAGAGAUAAAAUAGAUUAAAGCGAAAAUGAAAAAUAUUUGUAAAUGUAUGGAUAAAUUAUAUGUACCUAUAUAAUACAAGUUAAAAAAAAUUUAGUAGAAAAUUUUAUAAGUGAUACAGCUUUUUAUUGCAA
This is a messenger RNA of Microplitis demolitor, 1981 nucleotides long. Its product is annotated as neurotrimin. The record is from RefSeq and is a predicted model, not a curated record. Lineage: Eukaryota; Metazoa; Arthropoda; Insecta; Hymenoptera; Braconidae. Gene Ontology annotation, cellular component: neuron projection. The transcript is spliced from 11 exons. Bases 358 to 1647 code for a protein of 429 amino acids.